AAAGGGACUGUGGUUUGCUGGCAAUAGAGCCUGUUCUUCACCCCUCCAAAACCACCCAUCUGUUACAGUCAAUAAAAACCUACUCCACUGAAUUUCUCCGAUAAAAUGAGCACUCAAGGAAGUAGCUCUGGCGCCCAAAGGGCUCGGGAGAGCUUUGCCUCCAUUCUCAGCUAUUAUCAAAACCACGUUCCGAGCGAAGAAGCGCCCGAAUUCGUGAAAAGGGCUUCCAGCGGCGAGAUACAAAUUGGGGUUGCGAAGGGAACUGUACCAUCCGCGGAACAAGGUGAAGAGCUGAAAAAAGCUCUGAAACAAGCUAUGGAAACUCAAGAUGCUUUAACAAAUCUCUCUGCCGUCGAGAAAGAGAUCAUGUCCCAGGCAGCAAAUGCGAGUCUCCGGAAACGUUCUGGAGCGAAGUAGGAAAGCAAGUUGAUCGCAAGUGUGAUGCUUAGGAACUCGCAAAUGUACA
Talaromyces proteolyticus is the source of this 466-nucleotide messenger RNA. RefSeq lists its product as uncharacterized. The transcript is spliced from 2 exons. The record is from RefSeq and is a predicted model, not a curated record. Lineage: Eukaryota; Fungi; Ascomycota; Eurotiomycetes; Eurotiales; Trichocomaceae. Bases 106 to 417 code for a protein of 103 amino acids.